UUGGCUUAUUCUUAUUGCAAUGGACUUGUCAAAGAUUGAGUUUGGUGCUGAGAUGAAGAAAGAGUGCUUCCAUUUUGAGGAGGGUUACGUCUUUAUGAAUCACGCGGCUUAUGGAGAGGUUCCCGUUCUGAUACGAGACAAACAGAAGCAGUUGUUGGACGUUCAGAACGACAACACCGGGACCUACUUCCGGGAAGUCCUACCCCGGAUGUACAUGAAAUCUUUGCAAGCAGCUGCCGGGUUCUUGGGAGCGGAUGUCAAUAAUUUGGUUUUUGUCCAAAAUGCCACCACAGGGGUGAACACAGUUUUGAGAGCCUUCCCGUGGAAGGUUGGGGACGAGAUAUUGACAACAACGUACACAUACGACGCUGUGAGAAAUACCUGCAGCAGGAUUGUUCAAAUGUUCUCAGGGCACGUGCGUGAGUUACAGAUACAGUUUCCUAUCAAGGACGUGUCGGAGCUGACAGAGGCUAUGACGUCAUGUCUGAAAAAAUAUCCCAAUAUUAAAGUUGUGAUAUUAGAUCAUAUCACGAGCUCUACUGCACUACUGUUCCCUAUCAAGAAAAUGAUAGAGGAGUGCCGAAAGCGCGGGGUUUUGGUUUUGAUUGACGGUGCUCAUGCUCCAGGGCAAGUGGAGAUAAAUCUAGAGGAUCUCUGUCCAGAUUUCUACGUCGGAAAUUUCCACAAGUGGUUGUAUACCCCUCGGGGGUGCGCUUUUCUCUGGGUCCACAGGGAUCACCAGAGUUGGUGCACUCCCCUCGUGACGUCGAGACAAUAUAACAACGGCUUCCAGAUAGAAUUUUGUGUACAAGGAACAAGAGACGAUAUUCCGUACUUUCUGGUUCCAGAUGCUAUCCUGUUCCUUAAGGAAUUGGGUGGGAUGGAGAAGAUAAAUCGAUACAAAAGAGAUUUAUUGGACAAGGCCACAAUUAUGUUAACGGAGAGACUGAACACCGACGUCCUUCAGAUUCCCGGAUCUAUGGAAGCCCCCGGAAUGAGAAUGGUCCUGUUACCGGAAUACGAGGAUUACCCUAAAACAUUGGAAGGCUCGGAGAAACUGUUCAUGGACCUGACCCACAAAUACAAGACCAACACCGCUAUAUACCACGUCCAGGGAGAGCUGUACAUUCGGGUAUCUGCCAACAUCUACAACGAAAUGUCAGACUACCAGAAACUGGCGGAUGUCCUGUGUCAGCUACCGAGGAAACAUUGAAUAUAACAUCAGGAUCAGCUUUCAGAGAGAGAGAGAGAGAGAGAGAGAGAGAGAGAGAGAGAGAGAGAGAGAGAGAGAGAGAGAGAGAGAGUUCAGCAAUUGUAAUUAUCGGUACAUACAUAUGUAUCUACUAUUAUAUUGCUAUAUACAAGGAAGUAUAAUUUACACGAAUGGUUUUAAAAGAUUUUUCGGUCUUUCUUCUGUAAGUAUGUAUCAUUUUUUUAAUUAUGUGCAGCAUUGUU
Molecule: messenger RNA, 1455 nt
Organism: Magallana angulata
Lineage: Eukaryota; Metazoa; Mollusca; Bivalvia; Ostreida; Ostreidae
Exons: 7
Coding region: 20-1213 (397 amino acids)
Source: RefSeq, a predicted model, not a curated record